This is a messenger RNA of Portunus trituberculatus (swimming crab), 1776 nucleotides long. Its product is annotated as arginine kinase. The coding region runs from base 202 to 1458 and encodes 418 amino acids. Lineage: Eukaryota; Metazoa; Arthropoda; Malacostraca; Decapoda; Portunidae. The record is from RefSeq and is a predicted model, not a curated record. The transcript is spliced from 3 exons. Gene Ontology annotation, molecular function: creatine kinase activity. Gene Ontology annotation, biological process: phosphocreatine biosynthetic process.
GCAGCAACAACAGCAAAAGCAGAAACUCAAGGGUGUGUCUGCUGUCCCUUGAGCCUAAAAGUGACAACCCUUCGACUUCUUUCUGCAUCUACCCCUCCUCCUCCUCCUCCUCCUCCUCCUCCUCCCGCAAAACCAAGCCAAGUCCUCCACUACCACCUUCGCCUCCUGUAUGUGUAUGUACGUGUGUGUGUGAGCAGCGCCAUGGACCAGCGGCGGGUUGUGGGCGUGUUCCUGGCGGCGGGCGUGGCAAGCGCGGUGUUGGCGUGGGUGUGGAUGGUGCCCCGCCUCCAGCAGGACCCCUCGAUCGAAGAACCUGCUGCUGCUGCUGAUGACGCCAUAGAGAAAACGUUAGGCGGCUGCCAGGGGUCUUCACAGAACACAACAAUGGCUGACGCUGCUACCAUUGCCAAGCUGGAGGAGGGCUUCAAGAAGCUGGAGGCUGCCACUGACUGCAAGUCUCUCCUUAAGAAGUACCUUACCAAGUCUGUGUUCGACCAGCUCAAGGACAAGAAGACCGACCUGGGCGCCACCCUCCUCGAUGUGAUCCAGUCCGGUGUUGAGAACCUGGACUCUGGCGUUGGUGUGUACGCCCCUGACGCACAGGCCUACACCCUCUUCGCCCCUCUGUUCGACCCCAUCAUCGAGGACUACCACAAGGGUUUCAAGCAGACUGACAAGCACCCUAACAAGGACUUCGGCGAUGUCAACCAGUUCGUCAACGUGGACCCCGAUGGCAAGUUCGUGAUCUCCACUCGCGUGCGUUGCGGUCGCUCCAUGGAGGGCUACCCCUUCAACCCCUGUCUCACUGAGGCCCAAUACAAGGAGAUGGAGUCCAAGGUUUCCUCCACCCUGUCCAGCCUCGAGGGCGAGCUCAAGGGCACCUACUUCCCUCUCACCGGCAUGACCAAGGAAGUGCAGCAGAAGCUGAUCGACGACCACUUCCUCUUCAAGGAGGGUGACCGCUUCCUGCAGGCCGCCAAUGCCUGCCGCUACUGGCCCACUGGCCGUGGCAUCUACCACAACGACAACAAGACCUUCCUGGUGUGGUGCAACGAAGAGGAUCAUCUCCGCAUCAUCUCCAUGCAGAUGGGUGGUGACCUGGGCCAGGUCUACCGCCGCCUUGUCAGCGCUGUUAACGAGAUUGAGAAGCGUGUGCCCUUCUCUCACCAUGACCGCCUGGGCUUCCUCACCUUCUGCCCCACCAACCUUGGCACCACCGUGCGUGCCUCCGUCCACAUCAAGCUCCCCAAGCUGGCCGCCAACCGCGAAAAGCUUGAGGAAGUCGCUGGCAAGUACAGCCUCCAGGUUCGCGGCACUCGCGGCGAGCACACCGAGGCUGAGGGCGGCGUGUACGACAUCUCCAACAAGCGCCGCAUGGGCCUUACCGAAUACCAGGCUGUUAAGGAGAUGCAGGACGGUAUCAUUGAGCUCAUCAAGAUUGAGAAGGAGAUGCAGUAAAGUUCGGCUCCUCCCUCUAUGGGUGAGGGCGAGCCGGUCUCUGCUGUAGGAAGAGGGUGCCCCACCCUGGACCCGGGGCCCAGGAGAAUGGCGCUGGAUUUGGCAUUUGUCAGCCCGGCAACAAACCACCUAACCUAGCGAGCUGAUGAAGCCAAGCUUAGACCCCGCCAACAUUCCACGCAGCCGGGGCUUGUAGCCGGGUCGGGCGUGGUGGCCUUGUACAUACCAUCAAUCGUAAAGACGCGCCCAGCCCUCGCUACACCACAUUCAACUGUUAUCACAUAAACAUUAUAACAGUAAAACCUUUAAAAAUCCUCA